Messenger RNA from Symbiodinium sp. CCMP2456, 4506 nucleotides. The record is from the annotation of a GenBank genome assembly. NCBI's taxonomy places the organism in Eukaryota, Dinophyceae, Suessiales, Symbiodiniaceae.
AUGUCCGAAGCCGCGCACAUCGCAGUGCGAAUCAAGGCGCACACCAAGAUUGGCUACGGGGAAGACCUAUUGGUGUGCGGCUCCGCACCUGCCUUGGGCAGUUGGAACCUGGCAGAUGCAGCCCUGAUGCAGUGCAAGGGGGACUCGUGGACCUUGACCACGGAGCUGCCAUGUGGGGUGCGUGUAGAGCUGAAGCUGGUCCAGCGUCCUCAGGGUCGUCCGGUGGUUUGGUACGGGACGGGGCCCGGAGGCAAUGGGAACCUGAUGCUCGAGACGAGCCUGGGUGCCUUGUCUUCGACAGUGCGAGAUAGGGCACGGCCCUUGGUUGCGAUUUGCGGUGCAGGGAUGCUCGCGAUGCUAAGUGUGUAUAGCAGGGAAGACGUUGGUCAAACCGGAGGCCUUCCACCACUGGCACCCGGACCUCUUCCCGGCUUAGCGCCGCGGCUCACGGCCGAGGUUCUCAGCAAGCUAGACCGAGAGAGCCGGAGAAGCGGCACGGCGAGUGCCCGGCUCGUGGCCGCCAUGGGGAGCGCUCCUUCUCAGCAGCAACAGCACCUACAGAAGCAAUCGCAGCAGCCGCCGGCCCCACCGCUGCGGCAGCCACAGCAGCGCGGAGUUUCUCUGCCGCCGCUGCCGCGUACGCAGCGGCUGAUGGCUGCUUCUGCAGAUCAAGCAGAUUCCACGCCUUCGAACGCGCCCUCGAAGAAGCAAGGGCGAUCUUCGAGUGCGCAGCCCUUGCAGCCCUUGUCCCGCCGGCGGCCUCGACGGAACGGCCCUGUGCAGAGCUUGGACUGGCAGUCGAAGGAGGCCUGGCGGGCGACGGACGGUGUCCUCAUGCGCGCCUACGCGGCCCGAGUGGAGAAGGAUGCUCCGACGAUACCGUGCCCGCACUGCGGCCGGAAGUUCCGAGAGGAGGCUUUGGACACACAUGCGCGCGUCUGCGUCAACGUGUUCGGCAAGCAGCGGAAGGCCUUCGAUGCCCAACGCCAACGCAUGCCUCCCGGAGCUCUUCGCCGGAGAGCCCGCAUCAGAGAGGUGAAACUCGUGAGCAACUGGCGGCAGCAGAGCCGUGCACUGCGACUCGCCAUGCGUGCUGCGCGGCGCAGCUACCACGCCCGGGAUCGAUUCCUCGGCCCUACUUCGGGCGAGGCCGCGGGUUUGGAUGGCCGUGUCCCUUGCCCACACUGCGGCCGGAAAUUCGGGGAAAACCAGGCAGCCCGGCACAUCCCAGUUUGCCGAGCCCAGGUGCCCGCCCAGGCAGCAUCUCCGGGGAAGCUCGCGGGUGAGUCUCGGCCCGCAGGAUUCUCCCCUCCGCUUGAGACGGAUCUCUGGCCAGCAGGCUUCCCCUGGCGCCUCGAAGUCGAAGAGCUAAGCCCAGAAGAGGCACAGCAAGGAAGAAAUCACAACGACACACCCCUGACGGAACGUCACGAGUUUGCUUUCGACCUUUUGCUGAUGUCAUCCGCAUCGAGUUCCUCGUUCGAGGACUCGGAUGCAGAAGCCAGUUCUGACGAUGGUCAGACUGCAGCCGUUGCGGACGGCAAGGACGACAGCCAGCAAGAAGAGCGGAGCGAGAAGGAGAAGGCAGAGGAAGAGGACGGCGUGUGGGGCCACCUGGACAGUGUGAUUCCAAGCCACGAAAGGCAGAGGCUCGAACGUGAGGCGGUUUUGAGAAAGAAAGAGGAGGAGAAGGAGAGAGAAGCUGAAGCCGCUGUCUACGUGGGGAAGCCAGGCAUGCGGCCCAGCUGGGAUGGGGGAGGUUGGGGCGGUCCAAAAGACGGCUACGACAUGGACACGAGAUACAUGUUGAGGGGUGAGGCACGGGAGCUCCCUGACCAUAUCUACCAGAAAUGGAAAUUCCAGAAGAACGACGAGCACUUGAGAAUCCAAGUUAUGACGAAGGACAAAAAGAAGAAGGGAAAGAAGAAAAAGGGCAAGGGUACGGACGUUCCCCGUAAGAAGAAGGACAAGAAGGACAAAAAAAAGAAGAAAAACAAGAAAGAGAAAGCCAAAAAGGACAAGAAGGAGUUUGUUCUCGAUCGUGGCUGGCCUGACUCCAGUUCCGUCGAUGUGGAUGAGUUCUUGCGAAAGCAGCAGGAAUGGACCCUCGACGGCCGUCUUCCAGCCGUCUUCGACGUGAGAUCUCCUGGGGAGUUUGCCGCGGGGCACAUCCCUGGUGCCACGAACUUGCCGCUGCUGGAUGAUGACGAGAGGCUACUGGGGUCCUGGCUGCCCACUGGGGACCGUGUGAAAGCAUCAUGUGCUCUGAGAAUGCCACACUGCGCUUGCAGGGCUGCAGUCGGCACCAUGUUCGCCAAUCUAGGGCCAGAGGAAGCCUUUGAUUUAGCCCUCGACAGCGUGCAUCCAAAGCUGGCCGACUUGUUACGUCAGGCUGAUGCGCACACCGCCGGCCUCGAAGAGGCGAGGCGGCACGUCCUCCUGUACUGUAAGCGAGGUGGACUACGUUCACAAUCAAUGGCCAAGCUUCUGGCGAGACAUGGCUUCGAAGUUCUGGUCCUUCGGGGUGGCUACAAGGCUUUUCGCGGUUGGGCUGAGCGUGUUCUCCGUGAGAAGCCCCAGAAGGUCUGUGUGAUUGCUGGAGCGACUGGCAGUGGCAAGACCGAGGUCUUGGCAGAGCUUGGCAGGCAGAAACUUGGACAGGUCAUCGACCUCGAGGCCUUGGCCCACCACAAGGGCAGCGUCUUCGGCGGGCUCGGAGAGAAGACUCAGCCCAGCUCGGAGUAUAUGAGGAAUGCCGUGGCAUUGCAGUGGGCAUCGCUGAAUUCGUCGCGCUGGGUGUACUUGGAGGAUGAGGGCCCUCGCAUUGGCACGGUGGUGCUGCCAAGUGCUCUAUACCGUCGGCUUCGGCAAGCUGCGCUGGUGCUUCACUUGGAUGUGCCCUUCGCGCUGCGUGCCGAACGUUCGCUGGCUCUCUACGGCUCCUUUGGCGCAGAGGCCCUGUGUUCAGCAGUGGAGAAUUUUCGACACCGCAUGGGCCACAGCCGCACAGAUCUGCUUCAGCAGAAACUGCGCGAAGGGGCGCUCCGGGAAGUUUGUGAGGAGAUCUUGCAAAACUACGACAAGGCCUACAGCUACCAUCUGAAAAGGGGGCGAGCGGGCAGCGGGCAGAUCCUGCGCUUGCCGGUACAUACCUCGGACUCUGCUGCCGUGGCCCGCGAUGUCGCGGCCGCCGCGUUGAAGCUCGAGGAGGAUGUUGCUGACCUUCCUGCGGAGGGCGACUCAGCUUCCAACGUCUCCUCUACAAUCCGCGAGUUUCCCUGCUUCUGCGGAGCUGUUGUGGCCCGUGCAGUUGGCGACCCUGUUUCGGUGUCGAUUUGCCACUGCUCCAUAUGCAGGCGACUUUCUGGAGCUCCUUUCGUUGCUAGCGCCGUCUUCAGGCCAGAGCGUGUUGAGCUUCGGAGUCGACAGGGCGGUCUCCCUCAGCUGUCCGAGCUUCACACAUCAAAGCAGGUGACGAGGCAGCGCUGUGCCGUUUGCGGCGCGCCGGUUUGCGGCCGUCUGGGCCGAUACGUAGCCCUCCCUCUCGGGAGCUUGGUGUCCGCUGAGCAAAGUCGAAGCGGUAACGUGUCGGAGGCAUGGCGGCCGUCUCAUCACCUGCACUACGACAGUCGAAUUCUGGACAUCCAGGACGACCUCCUCAAGUAUCGGGGGCGGGCACGCGGCGAAGUGUGGAUGCCUGCAGAAGAAAAGAUCGCUUGCACGAAGUUUUGUCAGGUUGCCAAAGUGGCCCCGGCACCGACGCCUGGGCCGUCGUCGCCCUCGGGCGCGUCGGGAGCUGCGCCGGGACCCGUGGCCGUGACCACACAGCCGAAUGUCGAGGUUUCAGCCCUCUUGGCUGGUCAUGCGGCAGCCGCUGGCCACGCGGUGACCUACACCACGACGACCACCACCACCACUGCUGUGACGAUUAAUAAUGGAGCAGCACCUGGCUUCCCAACGCCACCGCCGCCUACUGGGCCAGCGAUCGAGUACCGGCCGCCGUCUCCACAGCCGCAGGCCAACGGGCACGCAGCAAACGGGACACAGGGUGGCAGCACUCAAGACAGCAAGGCGUUGCCAGCCCCGGCCGCCGAGCCCACGGAUCAGGAUAGACUAGCCAUGGUGGCCGCAAGGAAGCUGAACGCCGGCAUCCCUCGGGCUGGACCUCUACCGCUCCAGUGGAACACCAGCUGCGCGCGCGACGUGCGCGUGAGGGGUUCCUGGGAUGGCUGGAAGCGCGACUACGCGUUGGAGCCCUGUCCUGGAGUUGGGUUCCGGAUUAUGCUUCUCCUUCCUGCCGGUGAGUACGAGUUCAAGUUCAUAGUGGACGGCAACUGGACGACCUCGGAGGACAUGGAGACUACAAAGUGUGCCAACAGGAACAAUGUGGCACAAGUCAAUGAGAUGGUGCUUGUGCCGGUGCCGCUGUGGAAGUCGGACACAAACGACGGAAACAAGCCGGCGGCGGGUGAAUUAGAGGCUGGAACUUUGGCCAUCGAGGCCUGA